CUUGCUCUGCUUCAUGCAUGGCUUCUCUUCCUCUUUCCACCUCUCCAAACCCACAACUUUCUCUCUCCAAACUCUCUAAACCCACAGACCCACACAAAUUGACUCAAACCCAUGUCGCAAAAUUUCAACAGAAUGCGAAGAAGCAUCAAAUUUUGGACCAAUCUUACUUCCACCAUAUGUCCUCUCUGUGCAAACAAGGCCAAAUUCAGGAAGCCGUGGACUUAGUUACCGAAAUGGAAUUUGAAAAUCUCGAAAUUGGGGCUGAAAUAUACGGUGAGCUUCUUCAAGGGUGUGUCUAUGAGCGAGCUCUGUCCACGGGUCAGCAAAUCCACGCUCGGAUUAUCAAGAACGGCGAAUGUUUCGCAAGAAACGAGUAUAUUGAAACAAAGCUAUUAAUUUUAUAUGCGAAAUGUAAUGUUUAUGAUGUUGCCUAUAGCUUAUUUCGGACGGUAGGCAUAAAGAACGUGUUUUCUUGGGCUGCCAUUAUUGGACUAAACUGUAGAAUGGGUUUUCAUGAAGAAGCUUUGUUUGGAUUUUGUGAAAUGCUGGAAAGUGGAUUUUUACCUGAUAACUUCGUCGUUCCAAAUGCAUUGAAGGCUUGCGGUUCCCUGCAGUGUAUCAAGUUCGGUAAAGGUGUUCAUGGGUAUGUUGUCAAGAUGGGUUUUGGCGGAUGCGUCUUCGUCGCAAGUAGCCUUGUGGAUAUGUAUGGGAAAUGUGGCGUUUUGGAGGAUGCAAAGAAGGUGUUCGAUAGUAUGCUUGAUAAGAACGUAGUCACUUGGAAUUCCGUGAUGGUUGGUUAUGUACGAAAUGGUCUAAAUGAGGAAGCAAUUAAGAUGUUUUAUGAUAUGCGAAUUGAAGGCAUUGAGCCCACUCAAGUUACCAUUUCGAGCUUUCUUUCAGCGUCAGCUAAUAUGGGUGCAAUAGAAGAGGGCAAACAAGGGCAUGCAUUAGUAAUUGUAGGUGGGUUAGAAUUGAGUACCAUCUUGGGUAGUUCUAUUAUAAACUUUUAUUCCAAGGUUGGUUUGAUGGAGGAAGCUGAAUUAGUUUUCAGUAGGAUGAUUGAGAAAGAUGCGGUCACAUGGAAUCUGAUCAUAUCUGGUUAUGUGCAAACCGGUGAUAUUGACAGAGCUCUAGAUAUUUGCAGCCAGAUGAGAUUAGAAAACCUGAGAUUUGACUCUGUGAUUCUUGCAACCUUAAUGUCUGCUUCUGCUGAUACAGGUAAUUUGAAACUUGGUAGGGAAGGACAUUGUUAUUGUAUUAGAAAUGGCCUAGAAUCUGACGUUGUUGUUGCAAGUAGCAUAGUAGAUAUGUAUGCAAAAUGUGAGAGACUUGAUUUUGCAAGACGAGUUUUUGACUCCACUGCAAAGAAAGAUCUUGUAUUGUGGAACACAAUGUUGGCUGCAUAUGCAGAGUUGGGUCUCCCUGGUGAGACCCUGAACUUGUUCUAUCGGAUGCAGUUAGAAGGUGUGCCACCAAAUGUGGUAGCUUGGAACUCUGUGAUUGUAGGGUUUCUUAAAAAUGGGCAGGUAAAUGAGGCUAAAGACAUGCUUUUGCAGAUGCAGUCUGUUGGUGUUCAGCCUAACCUGAUCACAUGGACUAGUCUCAUCUCUGGUUUGGCUAAGAAUGGUUUUGGCAAUGAAGCAAUUAUUGCAUUCCAGCACAUGCAAAAGGCUGGGAUUAAACCCAAUGCUGUGAGCAUUGUCUCUUUACUCUCAGCUUGUAUAGAUAUGGCAUUGUUACAGUAUGGAAAAGCCAUUCAUGGGUACUUGACGAGGAAUGUACAUGUCAUAUCAACUCCGCUUGCAACCUCUUUGGUAGAUAUGUAUGCCAAAUGUGGAAAUAUAGAUCAAGCAAAGAAUGUGUUUGAUACUACUAUAAACAAGGAACUUCCUAUCUACAACGCAAUGAUCUCCAGUUAUGCAUUGCAUGGUCAAGCUAUGGAAGCUCUUGCCCUGUAUAGACGUCUACAGAAAGAAGGUUUAGAACCCGAUGCAAUAACCUUCACUAAUACCUUAUAUGCAUGCAGCAAUACUGGGCUGGCAAAUGAAGGUCUGGAGCUAUUUUUUGAUAUGGUAUCCAAACACCAUUUGAGGCCAACGAUGGUGCAUUAUGGUUGUGUGGUGAAUCUACUUUCUCGGUGUGGCAAUUUGGAUGAAGCUUUUAGGCUCAUCAUGGGAAUGCCUUAUGAACCAGAUGCACAUAUUUUGGGAUCAUUGCUUGCUGCCUGUAGGGAACAGAAUGAGAUCGAACUAGAGAAAUAUUUGUCCAAAAGGUUAAUAAAAAUGGAGCCAAACAAUUCGGGAAACUAUGUGGCACUUUCAAAUGCAUAUGCAGCUGCAGGAAGAUGGAAUGAGGUAAAAACUGUGAGACGUUUUAUGAAAGAAAAGGGUCUAAUGAAGAUUCCUGGAUGUAGCUGGAUUCAAAUUGGAGGAGAGCUUCACGUGUUUGUUGCUGGUGACAAAUCACACCCCAAAAUUGAGGAAAUUAGUUAUACAUUGGCUUUAUUGGCAUUGGAAAUGUGUUUUACUCGAAAUUUCCUUACAUCUCAUCUAAUUUCUCUUGAGAAUUCUUGUCCAUAAAAUGUGGUUAAUAAAUUUUUACAUUGACAUCAA
This is a messenger RNA of Ziziphus jujuba (common jujube), 2612 nucleotides long. RefSeq names its product pentatricopeptide repeat-containing protein At5g55740, chloroplastic. The coding region runs from base 18 to 2579 and encodes 853 amino acids. Gene Ontology annotation, biological process: RNA modification. Gene Ontology annotation, molecular function: RNA binding; protein binding. The transcript has a single exon. Lineage: Eukaryota; Viridiplantae; Streptophyta; Magnoliopsida; Rosales; Rhamnaceae. The record is from RefSeq and is a predicted model, not a curated record.